UCGUGAGCUCACUCAAGGGUCCAAAAAGUGUUUCUUUACUCUUUUGUUGUUCUUUCUCCUUUCUCGUUUUCUGAGAGAAGAGAUACAUAAGAGAUGGGAAGGACUCCGUGUUGUGAGAAAAUAGGACUUAAGAGAGGGAGAUGGACCGCGGAGGAAGAUGAGACCCUCACUAACUAUAUUCAAAUCAAUGGUGAAGGUUCUUGGCGGUCUUUGCCUAAGAAAGCUGUUACAAAAUUUGAAGGAUUGUUGAGGUGUGGAAAGAGCUGUAGACUAAGGUGGAUAAACUAUUUGAGAAUGGACUUGAAAAGAGGAAAUAUUACGGCCGAGGAAGACGAGACAAUCGUCAAGUUGCAUUCCCUUCUUGGCAAUAGAUGGUCGCUUAUUGCAACACAUCUACCUGGAAGAACAGACAACGAAAUUAAAAACUACUGGAACUCACAUCUUAGCCGCAAAAUCUACGCAUUCACGGGCCGCAGAAAUGAGCACGGUCUAAACGUCACCGACUUAGUUCUGAAUAGAUCUUUUUCUUCGUCUUCUUGUUCUUCCUCGCGAGCCAAGAAGAAGAAAGGAAGAACUAGUAGGGCAUCCAUGAAGAAACACAAGCAAAGGUUGACGGCCUCGCAAUGUACCCCACAACUGAAAGAGCUGGAGAGUGAUAUCAGUGAGGAAAGGCACAAUGGUAAUUUCGAAGGAAAGUCUUUGGAGCCUUAUGAGUGGUUGGAUGGUGAGAUAGAGCGGCUCAUGGGUAGUUUUGUCUGGGAAUGUACUAACGAAGAGACGGUGGUUGAAGUAAAUCACGAUGAUUCUGAUCAGAACAAGGUGUGUGAGAGUGGGGACAACAGUAGUUGUUGUGUGGGUUUGUUUGAGGAAGAACAUGGAAAGCUUGGUAAUCUAGAGGUUGACCAUGACAUGAAUGUGGAAAAGGAAAGAGAGGGGAGUGGUCUUAGUUCAAAUUCAAAUGAAAAUGGUGAUAAAGAUUGGUGGGUUGAUCUAUGCGAUUCUUUAGAAAUUGGAUUUGGGAUUGAUGAUGAGUUGCUUGGUUGGGAGUUUCAAGGUGAUGUACCUUGUCAAAGUGAUGAUCUCUGGGAUCUCUCAGAUUUUGGAGAAAUACCGCAGGUGGAUCGUAUAUGAGAAGGUCUAUUAACCUGAUAAAGCAUCGAUCUAAUAAUUGUAGAGUAUAUUGUUUUGUUUGGAGUGGAUCUAAAUGUUAGGAUAAAUAUAGCCUCCAGUUUAAACCAGUUUGAAGCACGUUAUUGUUUAAUCUAACUUUCUACACUGUUUUAUUGUUAUUUAAAGUGUUAGCUCUUUUUUAUGUUUCAUUGCUAAUAUUA
Messenger RNA from Raphanus sativus (radish), 1331 nucleotides. RefSeq names its product transcription factor MYB111-like. Bases 94 to 1131 code for a protein of 345 amino acids. The transcript has 3 exons. The record is from RefSeq and is a predicted model, not a curated record. NCBI's taxonomy places the organism in Eukaryota, Viridiplantae, Streptophyta, Magnoliopsida, Brassicales, Brassicaceae.